AUGUUGGGCUUCUGGAAACUUCCGGUCGCCGUUGCCCUCUGUGGGCUUCUUCUUGCCACGCUGUUGCCCAGCUCUGAGGCCCGACGCGGCCGUGGAGGUGGUGGUGGCUUCAGCCGCGGGGGAGGUGGUGGUGGCUACAGCCGAGGGGUGGGAGGAGGUGGCUACGGCCGUGGAUGGGGCGGCCAGUCCUACAGGCCCCCUCAAAGCAGUGGCCCCAGUGCAGGGAAGAUAGCAGGGGCCGCGGCUGCUGGAGCAGUGGGAGGAGCCAUGCUUGGGUCUGCCCUCAGCCGUCCUGGGUACGGGGGUUAUGGAGGAUACGGAGGUUAUGGGGGUUAUGGAGGAUAUGGCGGUGGGUAUGGAUACCCACGGUAUGGAGGCGGUUAUGGCCCAAGACCGGGCUACGAGCCUGAGGGCUCUGGAGACUUUGACUACUACUCUGGAGCCUCCAGCAGCGCCAUCUACAACAGCAUCAUCGUUGUCAUCGGCUCUCUGGUGUCUCUGCUCAUGGGGCCCUGGAUGGCAGUCAUGUGA
Molecule: messenger RNA, 531 nt
Organism: Oryzias latipes (Japanese medaka)
Lineage: Eukaryota; Metazoa; Chordata; Actinopteri; Beloniformes; Adrianichthyidae
Source: RefSeq, a predicted model, not a curated record